This is a messenger RNA of Kuraishia capsulata CBS 1993, 399 nucleotides long. RefSeq lists its product as uncharacterized. The record is from RefSeq and is a predicted model, not a curated record. Bases 1 to 399 code for a protein of 132 amino acids. The transcript has a single exon. NCBI's taxonomy places the organism in Eukaryota, Fungi, Ascomycota, Pichiomycetes, Pichiales, Pichiaceae.
AUGUCUCAAUCAGAUGGAGAAGAAAUAUCUCACUACUCCACACAGUUCCUUCUUUUGCUAGCCCAACUGGUGCACGAGUCUGCAGUGCAUCCUCUCACAUCAUCGAAUGCCAAACCUAUACUACAGAAACUUAAAGCGCAUCCAAUUGUCACGCGAGAAGGAAGACAACUCAGAAUGACGGAAUCCCAGUUUGUGAAGCUGUAUCAACAGCUACUUGAGCUCAACAACCUUUCUACGGAAGACACCGAAGAACAUGAGGAUAACCACCACAGGGCACCGGAGUAUGCCACUCAACUAUGUGAAUUAUUGUACGAACAGCGAUGCGAAGAGAUAAAAGAGAGUCUAUCUUCGAUCAAGGAUACUUUCAAACACCAGCUUUCAACGAUUGAGCAGCAUUGA